GUCGCAGACGGAACAACCCCCAUUCAUGAAAGCAGGUCACCUGCAAUGGGCGAUACCUUCUGCUCCUUCGUCGCGCUGCCUUCAGAGGACGACGUUCAGAAGGGCGUGAAAGCGGGUCGCAAGGCAGCGCAGGGCUGGCAGACACGCGCGAACGAGUGGCGGCAAAGGCUUGUGAAGAAGAGCUCGGCGAUAUGGAGGGAUAGAAAGAAUUCAGUCGUUCAGCAACCACAACCACCGGUCCCGCUCAUUCCCAGCCUGGAAUUGUUGCCGGCAGUGGAGGUCGGGGUGCAUCCGCAGGGGAGAUCGAGCGACACUGCAGAUACUACAGAUUCAAGUGCUCCUCGACGACCCGUGCCGGGGAACGUGGCCGUCAACGCGCGGACGGAAGGUCAGAGGGAUGACGAUAGGGAUAAGGAUCGAAGGAAGCCCAUGGGUUUGAGGAGGGUCUUUUCUCGCGCUCAGCUAGGUUCGCGAGGAACGUAGGGAUUGUGCUCUCGUCGGAAGCCUCAGGCUGUGUAUCACUAAAUCUGAUGGAACGACCGAUGCUGUCUCAUCGCUGGACGUGUAUUUACUAGGAAUACAAACGGAGGCACGUCGACCGCAAUGCUUCAACCAUGUUCGAUACAUGACACUUAUAUACUAAAGAUGCGCUGACGCCCCGAGGCUAUCGUGUUUUGCGUGCACCUAAAGUAGAGACUGGUAGGUAGGGAAUGUGGUGCUGGUACCUCCUACUUACCCAGCCACCUAACUUAUCAAAACGUGCACACUCCGUACUAUGUACCACCGUGAUCCGGCCAGGCCUUGUGGGGCACAGACUUUGUACAAGGCCCUGAACGGAAUCGACCACGAUUUGGU
This is a messenger RNA of Rhodofomes roseus, 855 nucleotides long. RefSeq lists its product as uncharacterized. The transcript has a single exon. Bases 46 to 483 code for a protein of 145 amino acids. NCBI's taxonomy places the organism in Eukaryota, Fungi, Basidiomycota, Agaricomycetes, Polyporales, Fomitopsidaceae. The record is from RefSeq and is a predicted model, not a curated record.